Poeciliopsis prolifica (blackstripe livebearer) is the source of this 7660-nucleotide messenger RNA. It is a transcript of the gene lrp5, whose product is annotated as low density lipoprotein receptor-related protein 5. Bases 197 to 5146 code for a protein of 1649 amino acids. Lineage: Eukaryota; Metazoa; Chordata; Actinopteri; Cyprinodontiformes; Poeciliidae. The transcript is spliced from 29 exons. The record is from RefSeq and is a predicted model, not a curated record. Gene Ontology annotation, molecular function: protein binding.
GACAGUCCAAAGUAUAAAGAAGCGCGAGCGUUAUUAUCAGUGGAAAAAAGUAGAUUCUGUAUGACCUACCGCGCGCGGAUAGAAGCAAGCUUCCUACUCGCUAUCUGUCGAUUGUGAUACAGAACUACAUGUCCAUCAGGAUAAACGGACAUCUUUCCAACUUCAGGAGUAACCAUCUUAAAAUGGAGUGGGAAUUAUGGAUUUAAAGCAGAGAGGACUUGAAAUGGGUGGUCUGCUGGCAGAGCUGCUGCUCUGGAAUUGCCUGCUGAUGGCGGUUGAUGGCUCCCCCCUCCUUCUCUUUGCCAACAGACGAGACGUGAGAUUGGUUGAUGGUGAUGGUGUGCGAGGCGCAUCAGCCAUUGUUGUCAGCGAACUUGAAGAUGCAGCUGCAGUGGACUUCCUGUUUGAUGAGAGCCUGAUCUUUUGGACUGACGUCAGUGAGGAGGCCAUCAAACAAACCCACUGGAAUCGGUCGUCCAACUCUCUUAAGGAGGCUUUGGGAACUGGCCAAGCAGUGGUCGUGUCUGGGCUGAGCAGUCCUGAUGGGUUAGCCUGUGACUGGCUGGGGAAGAAGCUCUACUGGACAGACUCAGAGACCAAUCGGAUUGAAGUCGCCAACCUGGACGGCACCUCCAGGAAAGUCCUAGUUUGGAUGGACUUGGACCAACCCAGGGCUAUUGCCCUUAAUCCUGGACUAAGAUACAUGUAUUGGACAGACUGGGGAGAGGAGCCUCGGAUAGAAUGCGCUGGCAUGGAUGGCAGCAGCAGGAAAGUCAUAGUGAAUAAGAACAUACACUGGCCCAAUGGUCUCACCAUAGACCUGGUGGAGGAGAAGUUGUACUGGGCAGAUGCCAAGCUCAGCUUCAUUCACAGAGCCAACCUGGAUGGCUCUGCACGAGAAGCAGUGGUGGAGGGCACCCUGACCCAUCCUUUUGCACUAACCUUGUCUAAAGAGACGUUAUAUUGGACUGACUGGCAGACUCGCUCCAUCCAUGCCUGUAACAAACACAGUGGAGAUAAAAUCAGAGAGAUCCUCGAUGGGAUUUAUUCUCCAAUGGACAUCCAGGUUCUGGAGUCUUAUCGACAGCCUUACAUUCAGACCCCGUGCAGCAACGAUAACGGAGGCUGCAGUCACCUCUGCCUGCUCUCUCCGCUCCAGCCUUUCUACAGCUGCGCCUGUCCCACGGGAGUCCAGCUUAAAGCAGAUGGAAAGACAUGCAAGCCAGGUGCAGAGCAGGUUUUGCUGCUGGCAAGAAGGACAGACCUAAGGAGAAUCUCACUUGAUCUGCCAGAUUUCACUGACAUAGUGCUACAGGUUCAUGACAUUCGACAUGCUAUAGCUAUAGACUAUGACCCAGUUGAAGGUUUUGUCUACUGGACAGAUGAUGAGGUUCGGGCCAUACGACGAUCUUACAUUGAUGGCAGCAAUGCCAUGGUACUGGUUACCAUGGAUAUCAACCACCCAGAUGGCAUUGCUGUUGACUGGGUGGCCAGAAACCUUUACUGGACUGACACUGGCACUGAUCGGAUUGAGGUUACCAGACUAAAUGGAACUUCACGAAAAAUUUUGAUUUCGGAGGACCUGGAGGAACCCAGAGCCAUUGUUCUGGAUCCUGUUAAUGGUUUUAUGUACUGGACUGAUUGGGGUCAGUAUCCUAAGAUUGAGAGAGCAAACCUGGAUGGAACAGCCCGGGUGGUUCUGCUCAACAGCUCUCUUGGCUGGCCUAAUGGAUUAGCCAUAGACUACACAGCAGGGAAGCUUUACUGGGGAGACGCUAAAACUGACAAGAUAGAGGUGAUCAACGUGGACGGCAGCAACAGGCAGACUCUGCUGGAGGACAAGCUGCCUCAUAUCUUUGGCUUUACUCUGCUGGGUGAAUACAUCUACUGGACCGACUGGCAGAGUCGCAGCAUUGAGAGGAUCCACAAAGCCACCGCUGUGCGAGAGAUCAUCAUCGAUCAGCUGCCAGAUUUAAUGGGCUUAAAGGCUACGAAAGUCACAGAGACCUACGGUACAAACGACUGUGCAGAGAAUAAUGGUGGGUGCAGCCAUCUGUGUUUUUGGUGUGAGCAGGCGGUCCGCUGUGCUUGUCCCAUGGGGCUAGAGCUCCUCUCAGACCUCCGGACCUGCGUGGUGCCGGAGGCCUUCCUGCUGUUUACCAACAGGGACAGCAUCAGGAGCAUUUCUUUGGGCACAAACAGCAACGAUGUGGCCAUUCCUCUGACAGGAGUCAAAGAGGCCUCGGCUCUUGAUUUUGAUGUUUCAGAAAGGAGAAUUUACUGGACAGACAUACAGGCCAAGACCAUCAGCAGAGCAUAUAUGAACGGCAGCUCCAUGGAACACGUCAUAGAGUUUGGACUUGACUACCCUGAAGGCAUGGCCAUUGACUGGAUGGGUCGUAACAUCUACUGGGCGGAUACUGGCACAAACCGCAUUGAGGUGGCCCGCUUGGAUGGCCAGUACAGACAAGUUUUGGUCUGUAAAGACCUGGAUAACCCACGCCUGCUGGAUAACCCACGAUCUCUAGCUCUGGAUCCUGCCAAUGGCUACAUGUACUGGACAGAGUGGGGUGGUCGUCCCCGCAUAGCCAGAGCCUACAUGGAUGGCGACACCAUCAUUACGUUAGUGGAUAAGGUGGGCCGUGCCAAUGGACUGACAAUUGAUUAUGUGGAGCAUCGACUCUACUGGACUGAUUUGGACACAUGUAUGAUUGAAAGCACCAACAUGCAAGGCCUUCAGAGGGAGAUAAUCGUGGAUGACCUUCCUCACCCCUUCGGACUCACUCUGUAUAGGGACUUCAUCUACUGGACAGAUUUCAACCUGCGCAGCAUUGAGCGAGCUGACAAACGCAGCGGGCUGAACCGCACCGUGGUACUGCAGGGUCAGCUGGAGCUGAUGCUGGACAUCCUGGUUUUCCACUCCUCCCGUCAGGAUGGGACCAAUGAAUGCUCACAGAACAAUGGGAACUGUGGCCAUCUGUGCCUGGCCACUCCUGCUGGAGCUCAGUGCCGCUGCGCCUUCCACUACACCCUCAACCCUGAUGGGAAAAACUGUAGUUCUCCUUCAAGUUUCUUGCUCUUCAGCCAGAGGGCCAGCAUUAGCAGGAUGGUGUUAGGAGACCAGAGUCCGGACAUAAUCCUUCCCAUUCAUGUCACGAGGAACGUCCGAGCUGUGAGUUACGAUCCACUGGAGCGCUUGGUCUAUUGGCUGGAUGGACGGCAGAACAUACGAAGAGCCAGAGAUGAUGGCACCAUGUCUUCAAUCAUAGUUAGCAGUCCUGCUCAACAAGUGGAUAAUCAGCUUCAUGACCUGAGCCUUGACCCCUACAGUCGUCACAUUUACUGGACCUGUGAGACUACCAACACCAUCACAGUUCAGAAGAUGGACGGUCGCAUCGUCGGUGUGGUUGUCAAGGAUGAUACUGAUAAGCCAAGAGCCAUCGUGGUCAAUGCAGAAAAAGGGUACAUGUACUUCACUACUGUACAGGAGCACUCUGCUAAGAUUGAAGGAGCGAGUCUGGAUGGAACAGAGAGAGAGUCCUUGUUCUCCACUGGUCUGAUUAGACCUGUGGCUCUGGCUCUGGACAACAAGCUGGGAAAACUGUUCUGGGUUGAUGCUGACCUCAAACGCAUCGAGAGCAGCGACCUGACAGGGGCCAAUCGCAUUGUCCUGCAGGAUUCCAACAUCCUCCAGCCGAUGGGGCUGACAGUUCUUGGGGAUCAUCUCUACUGGAUUGACCGGCAGCAGCAGAUGAUCGAAAGGGUAGAUAAACUGACUGGAGAGUUCCGCACACGCAUUCAGGGACGGAUAUCAUACCUGACAUCUAUCCACGCAGCAUGGGAGAUGGACCCAUCAGAGUUUGCAUCCCACCCUUGUUCCCGAGACAAUGGAGGCUGUUCUCAUAUCUGCAUUGCAAAGGGUGAUGGAACAUCAACCUGUUCUUGUCCCAUGCACCUGGUUUUACUGCAAGACCUGCUGCACUGUGGAGAGCCCCCCACCUGCUCCACAGAGCAGUUCACCUGCUCCACUGGAGAAAUUGGCUGUAUCCCCAUGGCCUGGCGUUGUGAUGGUUUCCCAGAGUGUGAUGACGGCAGCGAUGAAAUGCACUGCCUCAUCUGCUCUGCCUUCCAGUUCCAGUGUGAUGAAGGAAGCUGCAUCGAUAUUCAGAAACGAUGUGAUGGAGAACCUGACUGUCCUGAUAAGUCUGAUGAGCAUGAAUGCAACACUGUCUGCCCUCCCAACCAGUUCCGCUGUGGGGACAACCAUUGCAUCACUAAAAAACAGCAGUGUGACAAUUACUCAGACUGUCUGGAUGGUUCUGAUGAGCUGGCUUGUGAUUAUAUUUCUCCCUCCUCAAGCUUCAUUCCCAGUAAUGAAACCACCAAUCCCAUUGGCCCAGUCAUUGCCAUCAUUCUGCUCAUGUUUGUGAUGGGAGGAGCAUGCUUUGUCUGUCAGCGUGUGGUGUGUCGGCGCUACAAGGUUCCUAAUGGGAGCUUUCCUCACGAGUACAUCAGUGGGACGCCCCACGUGCCUCUCAACUUCAUCACCCCCAGCAGCUCCCAACAUGGCACCUAUCAAGGGAUCUCCUGUGGGAAGUCCACUCUGAGCUCAGUCAGCCUGAUGGGCAGCAGCAGCAGUGGAGCCCCUCUUUAUGACAGGAACCAUGUGACUGGAGCUUCAUCCAGCAGCUCCUCAUCUACCAAAGGAGUCUUCUACCCAAAGAUCCUGAACCCUCCUCCAUCUCCGGCCACAGAUCGGUCUCUUUACAACACAGAGAUCUUCUAUUCCUCCAACAGUCCAUCUACAACCAGAUCAUACAGGCCCUACCACCCAGUCCGUGGAGGGGCCCCUCCUACGACCCCUUGCAGCACAGACGUCUGUGACAGCGACUACAUGCCCCACCCCCCCCCUGUGGGCAUGCCGCUGUCGGGGGGCCGCUGGAAGGCCCCAGGCCACACCGCUCACGGCAAACCUACGAAAUACUACAUGGACCUUAACUCAGACUCGGACCCCUACCCUCCACCCCCAACCCCACGCUCUCAGUACAUGUCUGCUGAGGAAAGCUGUCCUCCUUCCCCUUCCACUGAACGAUCUUACUUCCACCUGUGCCCGCCUCCUCCCUCCCCCUGCACCGACUCAUCAUGACCCUCUAACCGCCAGGGGAAAUCAAAGGGAUGAAGUGGACUCACUUCUUUGUUCUGAAUUAAACUAAUGUGCCAACAGUCAGCCUGACAGGUGGAGGGGUGGGGUGGCUGUCUCAUACCUGCCACUUUAUAUGAACUAGAAACUAGGGGAAGUGCCUUCUUCAAGCUCCUCCCAUCCUCCAUCUGAUAUUCCAAUCAUCCUCAGGAAGGCUCCUGUUGAGCCCAUGACCUGAGGAGAACUGCUGAGGAGCUGUUGAAGUUUCCAGGCGAUGCCUGUUUUGCCUCAAGCCUCAGAAAAGAGACGAGGAGAGAAUUCAGACCGCAGCUCCUUCCUCCGGUCCCUGGACCUGUUUUUCCUGACCUAGCCAUUUUUUCCUUUAACUCUUCAGUGUGGAAAUAUGAACUGAGCAGCUGAAGAGAAGAGAUCACUGAGACUGAAGCCAACCCACUGGCCGGGGUCUCUGCCCCCCCUGACCUUCCUGCCCCCCUGGCCGUCUGGCCCCAGCAUUUCACUAUGGCAGCAGCAGGAAGCAUUAGGCUGCUAACAGGAAGUCCACCUGAGUCAUAUUUUACCGAUGGAACAUAAACACCGUCCCUUGUGUUUUUAAUUCCCUCAUUCUGUCUUUCAAUCUUAUUGUGCUCCCUCCAUUCCUUCCUCAUAUCCCGCAUAUCUCUGUUCUAUUCUUUCUCUCCUCUUUUUCUCCCUUGUGUUCAUCCUUCUGCCUUUCCAUGCAUGUUUCCUUCUUUGUAUCUUCUUUCCUCUGGUCCUUUCUUACUUUCUUGAUUUUGUGAAUUCCAUGUAUGAAUCUAAUCACGGUGGAAAUCUGUGCCCUAAAUCCAAGGUGAGCUUGAGAAUUUAUUAUUUUAAAAUGUACCUGAAGAACAUCAACAGUUCUUCGGGUACAAGUCUGGAAGAUGUUUAGGAGCUUCUGUGAAUGUUUGCUGGAUGGACUGAAGCAGGUGGAUGCCAUCACAUGUUGGGUGGAGGAAGGAGUGAAUGGUGGCAGCAGGAGGCAGAGGCAGCAUCACCACCAUCAUAGCAGGAACAGCUUCAACUUUUGUACAUAAUGUGGAAUGAAGUCAGUGAACCUGUCUGUCCCUCUCCUCCUUGUCCUGUUUACCAAAAGUAUUUUUGCUGCUAUUAUGUACAGAAUCAAUCAGAUACUAUGAUAUGUAAUUACACAGAAAUGCCAAAAUGAUCCACCUGAUCAUAUUGUCAUCCUGACAAUAGAUUAUGAAGCUAUUUUACAACUAAAAACAAAUUAUUCCUAUAGCAUUUUGUCUCAUUAGUAUAUCUGUAUGUUAGCUCAGCAUGUAUUAGCCUGUCUGUCAUUGUUUUCUCUGAGGACAUUAGCGUUGCCAUGCUAGUGUCUUUAUGUUUGUCUCAUCACACACAGAUCUCAGAAUCAGCAUCUCAGUGUGCAGCUGUGAGAAUCCUGGUGUGGCUCCUCACAAAACAUCCUGCAACCACCAAAGUACGCUUCACUGCUAACAGUUAGCUUCACAGUGACCUUUUCUUGUGACACUUUUUCUAAAAAAAAUAAGUAAUUUUGGAAGAAAUCCUCUAAUUCAUUUUGUUUUCUUCAUGGAAAACACCAGCCUCAGUCUAAUAGUUUAGCCACAUUGGACACAUUCAGACAUCGUUAACUCCCUCACAUAUUUCUUCUGUUUUUGCUUUUUUUUUUUUUUUUUUGUCCCACUAAAGUGAUUUACAUAAUGAAACAAUUUUAAUUUCAGACAACGAUAACUCCAGUAAAUAUGAGAAGCAGUUUAAGUGUUUCAUGUAUCAAGAGAAACAAGCAGUCUAGACCAACCUGGCCCUUUGGGAAGAGAAGUUGCUCCUGAAACGCCUGUCAGGUGUUGGUGAGACAAGUUUAUCAUCCUCAUCACUGUGAAAAAAUCUUGGCCCACUUGUCUUUGAAGAAGAGUUUUAAUUCAGCCACACUGAAGGGAACUUGAGCAUGACCAGCCUGUCAAAGGUCACAUUUAAGUCCACUCUAAGACCAUUAUUUCAGCUUUUGUAGACUCCUUCCUCAUUGUGCGUUUAUUACUUAACAAUACGCUUUCCUCCUAAUAAAUAAAAAGACCAUUUAAAUCAAUUUUGUAUUUGCUCAGCUUAUCUUUGUCUGAUAUUUAAACUCCUUUAAGAUCUUAACAUUUUUUAUGUGGAAAAAAAUGAUAAGGAGCAAAUAUUUUAAAACAAUAAGGGAUUUCACCAACAUUUCUGAAGUAAAGCAACUUCAUGGCCUCAGCACGAGCUUGAUGCUAAUCCUUUCCUACCCAGAAACAUUGAAGCUGCUGCCAGGCGCCGACUGGCCUGACACCAUACUAGUAUCAGUUUCUAGCUGCGGCUCCAUGUCAGCAGCACAACUCAUUUUCCUUCAAGGGCUGAAAACCACUGCCAGUAAAAUUCUGUACAUGCUGUCUCAGCUUUGAAUGCUUUGUGUGAUUUACAGUCCUGAAUUUUUUUUGUAUCAAAAGCAUUUUUAUAUAAUAAAGGUUUUAUUUUAAAGAA